AUGGCCGACGAAAUGGAAGUCGACGAGCCGGUCUCGCCCCAGGGCGGCAACCUGGUCAGCGGCGGGGCCGGCGCCGUGGACAACAACUUCGGCAACGCCGCUAGCAACAGCAGCGCUAAGAUCGCCGACAUGCAGACGCACACAAAGGCCACGGCCGUCCGGUCCAUCGAGGGCUGGAUCGUGCUCGUCACCAACGUGCACGAGGAGGCGGACGAGGAGGCCAUCCACGACAAGUUUGGCGAGUUUGGCGAGAUCAAGAACCUGCAUCUCAACCUGGACAGGCGGAGCGGUUAUGUCAAGGGCUAUGCGCUGAUCGAGUAUCCAACGCUCGAGGAGGCGCGCGCCGCCAUCGACGGCGCCAACGACACGAAACUGCUCGACCAGACCAUCCAGGUCGACUUUGCGUUUGUGCGGCCGCCGCCCGGUAAGGGCGCUAACAACGCACGCGGGGGAGGCGGCAUCGGCGGCCGCAGCGGUCCUAGUCGCGGCGCGCGCAGCGGGCGCAGCCGGAGUCGGAGUCCCGGAGCUGGAGCCGCGGCAGGGGCCAAGGAUGAAGUUUUGUGA
Lasiosphaeria miniovina is the source of this 564-nucleotide messenger RNA. RefSeq lists its product as uncharacterized. The transcript is spliced from 2 exons. The coding region runs from base 1 to 564 and encodes 187 amino acids. Gene Ontology annotation, molecular function: mRNA binding. Gene Ontology annotation, cellular component: cytoplasm; nucleus; exon-exon junction complex. The record is from RefSeq and is a predicted model, not a curated record. Gene Ontology annotation, biological process: RNA splicing. NCBI's taxonomy places the organism in Eukaryota, Fungi, Ascomycota, Sordariomycetes, Sordariales, Lasiosphaeriaceae.